Messenger RNA from Capsaspora owczarzaki ATCC 30864, 4146 nucleotides. RefSeq lists its product as hypothetical. Gene Ontology annotation, biological process: regulation of transcription by RNA polymerase II. The transcript has 5 exons. The record is from RefSeq and is a predicted model, not a curated record. Gene Ontology annotation, cellular component: NSL complex. Bases 78 to 4040 code for a protein of 1320 amino acids. Lineage: Eukaryota; Filasterea; Ministeriida; Capsasporidae.
CUCUUUUUCUUUCCCCGUUUUUCGUUUUUCCCCCCGUUUUUGUUCUUUCUAAGUUUAUCGUUGUGUUUUCUGAGUUGAUGUCGCUGCGAUCGCGCGCAUCGUCGUCUGCGGCUUCACGCGCAGCAGCAACAGCAGCAACAGCAGAGUCGACUGAUGCUGCCACAGCCGACGCCACCACCACCACAGCGACAACCAAAGACACUGCUGCUACUGCUGCUGCACCACGUCGCGGGCGUCGUCCGACCCGAAAAGCGGCCAACUCGGACUCGGACUUGGACAGCAAAGCCAAAGCAGCCAGCAAAGCCGAGAGCGGCGGCAGCGACGAUGACGAUGGCGAUGAUGAAGAUGAAGAUGGCGAUGAUGAUGACGACGACGAUGAUGAUGAUGAGAAUGGCGAUGAUGAUGGCGAGGACGGCACGGGCGACGAGGACGGCUCGAGCGGCGAGGACGAGGACGAGGACGAGGACGACGACUCGGCUGUGAGCGAGUUUGAAGACCACCCGCGCCCCAAGCGCACUGCAGCUGCAAGCACUGCAGCGUCACUGAAGAGCAGCAGUGGCGCCGCAGCGACGGAAGCUCAGCCAGCAGCAGAGCCAGUCAAGAAGCGACGCGGGCGCCCACCUGGCCGACGCUCGCUCGCAGCAGCCGCAGCAGCCGCAGCCGCAGCAGCAGCAGCAGCAGCAGCCACAGGCACAAGCCCAGGAACAAGAUCAGGAGGGGCGUCGGGGUCGGACGUCCGCACGCCCGGGUCGGCUGGCCCGCGCGGUGGAGCGCGAUCAAGCAAGCCAAUCCCGACGACCAAGAAGGGCCGCAGCGGGACCAACACGGCUGCAGGGGCCAUUGCUGCAGCGAGUGCGUCUGGAUUCAAUCUCGAUGUCAACGCCAAGCUCAGAGUCCGAGGCGUCGUGCUGACCCGAGGAAGCCAUCUUGAAGCAAUGGACUCCUGGGGCAACUGGUACGAGGCCAUUGUUCGUGGCGUCGACGAGUCAGACAGCUCCGUCUGGGUGCACUUUUUGCGAUGGAGCGACAAGUACGACGAGUGGAUUAACGUGUCGUCAAAGGACUGGCGACCACUGGCGCGCGCCCCGACCAUCGUGAAGCGGAAGAAGAAGCCGAAGCGCCAGCGUUGGACCACAGUAGUGGUUCCCGCGAAAGGCGACGACAACGAAAAGUCGACGACGGCAGCAGAGCAGCGUGAAGCCAGCGCUUCAUCGUCAGCUCCGCCGGUUGCCGCGGAAGACGCCUCCGCCUCAUCUUCUUCUUCUAAUAAGGGCCAGUCGGCCAUGCAGACCUCGUCCAGCCAAGCUGCAUCGUCCGCGGAUGAGGCAGAACAGCCGCUAGGCGAGGCCAGCCGGCCCUCGCGGCGCAGCUCGCACAGCCGGACGCAAUCGCCAACCACAGCAGCAGCAGCCAGCAGCAACUCUAGUUCCACCGACUCAAAUGCAGGCAAUGGGCGACGAAGGAGUGGCGCAGUCACCCCGACGUUGCUUUCUUCCGAGUCACCAACCCCGGUGCAGCACCAACAAGACAGCAUCGCGCAGGCCAAAACACCAACACCCGGUCGCUCGGCCUCCGCGUCAGCCUCCGCGGCCACUUCCCCAGCGGCUGUCGCCGUUCGCAUGUCCCUUCCCGACUCUAUCAGUCAAGCGCUUUGCACGCCGAUUACGCCAAAAUCAGUCCAAGAGAUUCACUCGGCCAUCUCGCCCGCGGACAAAGCGCACACUGGCAGCAACGACGCCGCGGGGCCGAGCGUUGUCCCAGCGACAUCCGUCUCUGGAGGCGAACUGGAUGCGCUCACACGACUCGGUCGUCUGGGCGUCAAGCUGCAAGACAGUCAAAUCGCCGGUGUCAAGACGCUUGCUCCCGGUGCAGGUCUGAAAUCCAACGCUUUGCAAGACCAGAAGGUCUAUCUUUGCCCGUUUGCUGAUUGUGGCAAAGAAUUCCGCAAGCCGGCCAUGCUCGAGACGCACAUCAAGCACUAUCACGCCGCCAGCGACCCAGUGACUGGUCCGUCCGAUGAUCAGGAUGCUGACCUGCGCAAAAAGCGUCCCAACGAAGACACCGGUGCCGGGAAUGACAGCAGCAGCUUUGACGCAGAGUCGGUCACAGACAACGAAAUGUCACCCGUCUCAAAGCGGCCGCGACUCAACUCAUCCGAUGACACGUCCCUUCCAGAAUUCUUUUCUGCCCACCAGCGAGUCAUGGCUCGAUGGCUCGAUCGCAAGCUCUACCCCGCGACUAUCCGACAGGUCAUGGAGGGUGGCUCGUGUGACAUCUUGUUCGACGAUGGCUUCAAUAAGCUCGCCUCUCCCAGCAGCAUGCGGCACAUGACACCAGCGGAAUCGAGCCGCUACCCUGAUCCUGCUGCGCCUGCACCCGCGGCUCCAGUCGCACCUCGCCAGCGACGAGGUCCAAUCCCGCGAAAACGGACUUUGGAUCAGGCCGAUCUCGAUGACGGCGAAGGUGUCAUCGACAUUGCCACUCUUCCUGCGUAUCAACGAAGACUGCUGAUGCAAGACGAUGACGACGACGACGACGACUAUCAUCCGACCUCAAACCCCGAGCCUUCGACCCGGAAACAUGCCCCGCCCCCGCCGCCACCACCACCUUCUUCGCAUCCGCAGCCGCAGUCGCAGUCGCAGCCGCGGCCCGAGGCACGACCUGACCCACGCCCGGCGACGAUGCCGGCAUCUGUUGUUGCGGCUGUGUUAUCGGCGAUCGCCAACAAGCAAAAGGAGAAGGCGAAGGAGAUGGAGAAGGACGGAGCUACGACGUUUGCGACCUCGGCAUCCUCAGCGCCGGCGACACCAGCUGCUCAUGGCUCUACAGUCGGCGCGUCGCCACAAUCUGCGCCCCCAUUGAUUGGCUUGCCGCGAGGAUCUGACAGUGCGCUCCACAGCCCAGGCAGUGUUGCUCGCGCACCAGUGCGCACAAACUCGGGGAGCCGCAGCCAACGGGAGACCACUGGCGAGCCGUCGUGGCUUGAGAAUGGCCUCCCUGCUCUGUCUGACGCGGAGCCGUCGUCCUUGCCCAAUUCGGGCGAAGGCUCAUCGGUUGAGGACAUUCGCGCCCGGUUGAUUGCGCUCCAACAGCUGCAACACCAGCAGCCGCUGACCAGCCCUUCCGCACAUUCCCGUCAGCCGUCGCGAAAAGCCGACCCGCCGGAAGUCGUCCAGUUUAUUCAAUCCCUCGUGCCCACUGGCGCACCUCGCGAUGCGGGGACGGAGGAUCUCGUCCUCUGCGCGUGCUCGCAGUCCAUUGACGCCGGCCCGAUGAUCCAGUGCGAGCGCUGCAACACGUGGCAGCACUCAGACUGCCUGAACAUUGAGAUUGACAAUCUGGAUUACUAUCUGUGCUUCCGCUGCGCGCCCGAGCGAUUUGUCUUCAACUCUGGCGCGGGGAAGCCUGCAGAGCCGUUUGCGCCAAUUCCGACGGCAUUGAGCGGGCUUGUGCCACGCCCAGUGAUGGCGCCUCGCAUGUUCACUGUCCGAUCUGGGCAGUAUUGCGAUCUGUCGCGAAUCGGAUUGGUGUUGGCGUCGACAUCUGCUGCCCUCGCCACCGUGACCUCUGCGGUCCAGACAGCCGAAGUGCGAACCGAUGGACAGCAGCCACAGCAGGCUGGUACCGAACCUUCAGGCGCGAUGGUGGCUGACGCUGCCGAUCGACCGCUCGACACGUCGAUCUCUGCCGCCACUGCACUCGCGGCCGACGAAGCUGAGGUUGCAGAGAAACCCAUGACUGUUGACGAGUCGACUGACUCUGCGCAGCCAAUGGAAAUCGACGCGGCGAAUGCAGGAGCCGUGGCUGCUCCGCCAGCGCAGGAUCCUUCUGUGAGCGAGCCGCUCAUCUCGAUUGAGCACUUGCUGCUCUUGCGCCAGGUCGAGCGCGAGCAAAAAGCGGCGCGUGCGCAUCUUGCACGACUAGAAAAGGAAAUUAAGAAUACUCGCGGUCUAACAAUCAAGAUGGAGCCCACCUCAACCGUGACCCACUUGUACAAGGCCUAUGUUCAAGCGGGACACCUCGUGACCACUCCUGACUGAUUCGAUGAACUUCGCUUUGCGCGUGAUGAUUCGUUUUGAAGUGUUUGUGCUUUGUCGAUUUUGAUUGAUACUGUUUCUCCACUCGAUGGAGCCAAAUGACGUCCGA